This is a messenger RNA of Rodentolepis nana, 723 nucleotides long. The record is from the annotation of a GenBank genome assembly. NCBI's taxonomy places the organism in Eukaryota, Metazoa, Platyhelminthes, Cestoda, Cyclophyllidea, Hymenolepididae.
AUGGCUAAAAAAGAAAAGAAAGAAAAGGUGAAGAAGGAAAAGAAGAGCAAGAAAGAUAAGAAGGAGAAGAAGGCGAAGAAAGAAAAGGAGGAAAAGAAGUCGGAGAAGAAACACAGGAGGAAGGGCGAUCGAGAAGUACUGAAAUUUGAAAUUUCUGUCUGUGGAGAUCCGGCAAGUAUUGCGCUGUACAAAAAUAGGGUAUCCAAUACCACCAAUGUAGAUGGAUAUCAAGUUCAGAUUGAUGCGGAUCAAGGAACAGACCAAGAGGGGAGAAUCAUAGACAAAACAUGCGAUCUUUUCCUCUGUGUGUACACUGUAGCCGACCGCAACACAGUGGAAUUCCUCGAGCAAAAAAUUCUACCGGAGGUACGAGCUCUCAAUAGGAAAUAUGCAAUAGCUGGUUUGGGUGUGGAAAACCGCGCAGGAAAUAAUCCAAAUGAGGCCUCUUUAACCACUGCUUCUAGACUUGCUGGCAAAUACGGAUGUAAUGCUAUGGAAUUAGUUGCUUGUGAUGGAAACCAACUAGCUGCGGGCACCGCAGCUCUCUAUUACGCAGCGAACGCGGACGUGUUCAUGCCCCAGCAAAAGCAACACACCUCAGAGCAGCCCGAGGAUGGGAAGAAAAAGAAAAAGAAGAAGAAGAAGGACAAAAAGUCCUCAAAAGGUGAAAAGACCAAAAAGGAAAAGACGAAGAAAAAGAAGAAGAAGAAGAAUAAGGAGUGA